AUGAGGGGUUUUGUACAGUAACUGAAGCUGCUGAGAGUUCAACUAGAAGUUUCGAAGAUGCCACCCAAAGGAAAGAGCGGUACUGGAAAAGGGGGAAAAGGGGGAGCAGCCUCUGGGAAUGACAAUGCUGAGAAGACGACACAGGGUCCCAAAGGUGGUGGCAAUGCAGUAAAGGGUGACUUGGGUUGGAUGACCAGGGGGUCCAUGGUAGGACCAUUUCAAGAAGCAGCGUUUGCCCUGCCUGUAAGUGGACUGGAUAAGCCUGUGUUUACAGACCCUCCAGUUAAGACGAAAUUUGGAUAUCAUAUUAUUAUGGUUGAAGGAAGAAAAUAA
Messenger RNA from Orycteropus afer afer, 333 nucleotides. It is a transcript of the gene PIN4, whose product is annotated as peptidylprolyl cis/trans isomerase, NIMA-interacting 4. The record is from RefSeq and is a predicted model, not a curated record. NCBI's taxonomy places the organism in Eukaryota, Metazoa, Chordata, Mammalia, Tubulidentata, Orycteropodidae. Gene Ontology annotation, biological process: rRNA processing. Gene Ontology annotation, molecular function: DNA binding; peptidyl-prolyl cis-trans isomerase activity.